AGUAAUCAAUCAUCUAUAUUAAGAGCACUUUAGUGUAAACAUGACAGCUAAUUUGUUCAUUUAUUAGUCUGAUUUAAAUGUGUAUAGAGUGGAGCAAUCGUUCAUCACUGGAAGUGUGAAUAAAUUGUAAAGAUGAGACAAAAAUGGCACAUUUGUGAUGAUGAUUCUUGUAUACAUUAGAAAACAGUUCUGAGGAGGCGAUGUAAGGGCAACAGCAGAACUUGGAAAGGGGGGUCAUUGCCAGACAGAUGGGAUGCCAUCAUGGGAGGCGGCUGGGGAAGUGCUGACUGAGCUGGGCCAAACAAAGCAUCUAAAGCGUCCAGACAAUCCUGGUCCCGACCCAGACCGUCCUGGCACACAGAAAGGCCAGCUCAGUCAGCGACAAGCCCAGUCUCGGAGCCGAUGAAAAGAUAAUUCCCCCCUCGCAGACCACAUGCAGCGUGGGGCCGCUUGUGAGCGCUGACAGAGCAAGAUCAAGCAGAAAGGAUAUGAGUGGGAAACUUCAAAACCUGCUCAUGUUUCUGGGCCCGUGAAAGGAUUUGUAUAACACAUUCACGUUUGAUGGACUUUCCCAUGUACCCCAAGACAGCUCUUUUGCUGUUGACGUGUUCAAAUAAUGAAUCUCUUAUGCUUAAUUUUUUUCCCUCAGAGCAAGGCCGUGUUUCUAGUGGUUUUGCAGGGAUGCUGGGUAAUCCAGUCAGUCUCGCGCCACAGCUGAGAACAGAUGGAGUACCGCUGAUUCUACAGCUGCCAGGAAAGCGGAAAAAGAAGCAUUUUCUGAUGAAUCCAAAGAAAUCGCUCAUACAUUGUCUUCCUCAGGAGUUGAAAUGGAACGUUUGUGUGUGAUUCUCUUGCUUGUAAGUAAAACUUUCAUAGCGAAUGCUCAAUUCAAUGGGUUCAACUGUGAUGCCAACUUCCACAGCCGCUUCCCCGCCGAGCGGGACAUCAGUGUGUAUUGUGGAGUUCAAACCAUAACUCUGAAGAUUAAUUUUUGCCCGGUGCUUUUUUCUGGCUACACUGACACUGACCUGGCACUGAAUGGGCGUCACGGGGAUGCCCACUGCAGAGGCUUCAUCAACAACAACACGUUCCCCACGGUUGUGCUGUUUAGCAUCAGUCUCAACACUCUGGAGUCUUGCGGAAACUCACUGGUGGUCUCUACGGCUCAUGGGCCCAACGCCUAUGGGAAUCUUUCCCUGGUCCAGAUUGGGAAUAUAGCAGGAUACAUUGACACUCCGGAUCCCCCGACUGUCAUCAGUUACCUACCAGGACUGCUUUACAAGUUCAGUUGUAGCUACCCACUGGAAUACCUGGUCAACAACACACAGCUUGCUUCGUCGGCCGCAGCGAUAUCAGUGAAGGACAGUAAUGGUACUUUUGUUAGCACGCUCAAUUUGCUUCUAUACAACGACUCCUCAUACAUUCAGAACCUCGCCAUCCCAAUGUCUGGACUUACUCUGAAGACGCGAGUGUUCGCCGCUGUAAAAGCCACCAACCUAGAUAGGAGGUGGAACGUUCUGAUGGACUACUGUUACACCACUCCCUCUGGAAAUCCUAAUGAUGAGCUGCGAUAUGAUCUUUUCUUUGGAUGCGAUAAGGACCCACAGACGACAGUGUUUGAGAACGGGAAGAGCCAGAUGGGUCGCUUCUCCUUUGAGGUGUUUCGCUUUGUCAAGCACAAAAACCAGAAAAUGUCGACUGUUUUUCUGCACUGCGUGACCAAGCUGUGUCGCUCUGAUGACUGCCCCAUGCUCCUGCCCAUCUGCGGUAAGAGGAAGAAAAGGGAUGUGUCAGAAAGAAGCGGUGGUGCCUCAGACAAUGCAGUUAUAACCGCUGGACCCAUCAUCACCCGAAGUGAUGAAACUCCCAGUAAUAUAUCCCAACUAGCGCAGUUAAACGGCCCUCCAUUCAAAAUGAAUUCAGUGACGAGCGCUUUAAUUUCUGCCAUCGCGAUCCUCGCCGUUAUGAGCAUGUGUUUCUUCAUCUUGUCUAUGUCGCUGCUGAGGGGAAAACAGACGCCAGCAACAUCUCUAUCAGGAUCCCACAACCCAGCGUUCAGCUAAAUGCAAACACACACACACAUAUAUAUGACUGUUCAUUCAGCUAAACAAUAGCACAAUACCCAUGUGCAGAGCUCUUCGGUUACAAACUCAUGCAGUACAGGGAAAUAAUAUCAUGAUAUCACUCUACACAGCCUUUAGCUAGGUACAGUUGCCUUUAUUUGUUACAAAGCAACUUAACACAUAACACACAAUUAAACAAUAAGUCUUUAAAAUAGUUCUCAAGCAGGAAUGAUGCCUGGUUUUAGACUCAUUUUAAUUGUUUAUGUAAUGUUAUUUUAUUUUAUGAAAUGUAAUUUCAACAAAACCACAUGAGAUUCCAGUUAAACCUUUUAAACACAUGACUAUUGAUGUUUUUGGAAAACAUUACCAGUGGAAUAAGUUGAUAAUGGUUUAAAAUGCAUUUUUAAAAUGGCCUUGGUAAAUCAAAAACUAAAUUUACAUCCACACCACUAGGUGUCAGUGUCCAAGGACUUUUUUUUACAUCAGAGCUGGCUCAUGAAGUAUUUCGUCCCUUUUCAUUUUUCAAUGGGGAUUUUAAAAGUCUCUGUAAAAGCAUUUUAAGUCAUGAACCAAAUCAAUUAAACAAAUAAUACAUUUUAAGCAAGAUCAUGAAUUAAAAUUUAAACAAAAAAUUAAGUUCUUGAACUUCAGGACAUGAAGAAGAAAAAAAUGUACAAUACA
Molecule: messenger RNA, 2744 nt
Organism: Danio rerio (zebrafish)
Lineage: Eukaryota; Metazoa; Chordata; Actinopteri; Cypriniformes; Danionidae
Source: RefSeq, a predicted model, not a curated record